Molecule: messenger RNA, 438 nt
Organism: Morchella sextelata
Lineage: Eukaryota; Fungi; Ascomycota; Pezizomycetes; Pezizales; Morchellaceae
Exons: 8
Coding region: 1-438 (145 amino acids)
Source: RefSeq, a predicted model, not a curated record
AUGACUUUCAUACCAGUUUAUAGGCUUAGCUACGGAGAAAAAAAAAUACACCAAUACCAGCUUGCAAGAACCGAGAAAAUUUAUAACCAGCGUCCACCCCCACGGCCCACCUUCCCCCUUAACCCCGUUGACAAGGAUACUCUCACCGCGCCUCGUAAUGAUAGUCCAUCCAACCCUUCUAUAUUUCCUUCCGCACCCGAUUUACCCUCGCUUGCUCCCGUCCCUAAACAGUGUAUAUACUUGCCUGUAGAAGAUUCUUCACACGACCUCCAAAGGCCAUGUUCUAGGAUGAGGACCAAUGUGAGAAAUCGUCCACAAUGCGCUUGCCAAACGUGUAUCAAUCUUAUCACCAACUCGGGGGGCUCGACAUACUCUCUAAAGCCCAAGGCCCAUGAGAAGAGGAGGGGGUGCGUCCGAGCAAGAUCGAGACCGACGUGA